AUGGAACCAGAUCAGCCCCAGCCUCCUGCUGACAGCGAUCUCGCCGCUCCCAACACUCAUCCGCUUGAGGGACAAGAGCUUUAUAGGGCCAUUCUCAGGACCAUUUCCCUCGCAGAUCACUGCGCUUUGGCUCGGUCCAUGCUACAAUUUCCGCACGACCUUUCUGAUGAGGACCAGAUGCGGCACCUCCAGGCAUGUGCAGUCUUCACUGCUGAGAAUAUGGCCGCUCUGGAGUUGGAAGUCAACAAGCCGGUCAAAGUGACAAAGUAUCAGUCAGCUGUCGGGUUUCUGAGACACUUCGCGCUCGGUAGCAGACCGGAUAUUGCAUACGUCGUCUCCGUACUUGGUAGGGACGCGAGCAAUCCCACCAGAGAGACAUUUCUUCAUCAUCUUUCCGGUCUCAAAGCUACGUUUAACUACAUCAAGGGCCCCUCAGCCUAG
Molecule: messenger RNA, 441 nt
Organism: Neurospora crassa OR74A
Lineage: Eukaryota; Fungi; Ascomycota; Sordariomycetes; Sordariales; Sordariaceae
Exons: 1
Coding region: 1-441 (146 amino acids)
Source: RefSeq, a predicted model, not a curated record